This is a messenger RNA of Oncorhynchus gorbuscha (pink salmon), 3016 nucleotides long. RefSeq names its product protein Wnt-11-like. The transcript has 6 exons. Bases 302 to 1375 code for a protein of 357 amino acids. Gene Ontology annotation, molecular function: frizzled binding; cytokine activity. Lineage: Eukaryota; Metazoa; Chordata; Actinopteri; Salmoniformes; Salmonidae. Gene Ontology annotation, cellular component: extracellular region. The record is from RefSeq and is a predicted model, not a curated record. Gene Ontology annotation, biological process: multicellular organism development; canonical Wnt signaling pathway; neuron differentiation.
ACAUUCCGCAGCGAGAGGCACUGCGCGCCGAAUAACCUGCGAGAGAGAAGAGGUAGCCACUGUUGCUGGGGAGUAAACGAUGCUUACUUCUUUGGAUUCAUUUGAAUUGCGAAAUUGUGGAUUUAUACGAAUUUGUGGAGGAUAUUGAAUUCAAAAGGAUAUUACACUGACACGAAUCAUCAUUAAAGGGGAAAGAGGGGGAGACGGUGUCAUGGCAGUUGACUUGUGAUUGCACCUAUAAGAGCCUAAAAGCCAACAGCCACCUGCAUUACUGUCAUCUCUAAGUUGGAACACUAUCAUUAUGAAGAAAACGUCUAACACCCUCCCACUCUGUCUGCUUACCAUUCUGCUGCUGUCCCAGAUCUGCUCCGGCAUCAAAUGGCUGGCCCUAUCUCACACACCCACGUCCCUACACAUCAACCAGACCCAACACUGCAAGCUGCUGCCUGGCCUGGUGUCGUCACAAGCCCAACUGUGUCGGAGCAACCUGGAGCUCAUGCAGACCAUCAUCGCCGCAGCCCGCGAGGUCAAGAAGACCUGCCAGAAGACCUUCGCUGACAUGCGCUGGAACUGUUCCUCUAUUGAAAUCCCCAGUGACUCCUCGAGGUAUCGUCCAGAUCUUGACAGAGGCACGAGGGAGUCAGCGUUUGUGUAUGCCCUUUCUGCGGCGGCCAUCAGCCACACCAUAGCGCAGGCGUGCACGUCGGGGGACCUGCGCCUGUGUUCAUGCGGCCCCAUCCCCGGGGAGAUCCCUGAGCCGGGCUACCGCUGGGGCGGAUGUGCAGACAACCUGCACUAUGGCCUGGUCAUGGGCUCCAAGUUCUCUGACGCCCCGAUGAAGAUGAAGAAGGCAGGCUCCCACGCCAACAAGCUGAUGCAUCUGCAUAACAGUGAAGUGGGGAGACAGGCCCUGAGAGAUGCGCUGGUGAUGAAGUGUAAGUGUCACGGUGUGUCUGGCUCCUGCUCCAUACGGACCUGCUGGAGAGGCCUGCAGGACCUGAAGGACAUCGCCAUUGACCUGAAGACCAAGUACCUGUCAGCCACUAAGGUGGUGCACAGACCCAUGGGUACGCGUAAGCAGCUGGUCCCCAAGGACAUUGACAUCAGGCCCGUCAGAGAGAACGAACUGGUCUACCUGCAGAGCUCUCCGGACUUCUGUGCCAAGAACGACAAGCUGGGUUCCGUCGGCACCCAGGACAGGCAAUGCAACAAGACAUCCAUCGGCAGCGACAGCUGUGACAUGAUGUGCUGUGGGCGUGGCUACAACCCCUACACAGAGAAGCUGGUGGAGCGCUGCCACUGCAAGUACCACUGGUGCUGCUAUGUCACCUGUAAAAAGUGUGAGAGGAUUGUGGAGAGAUACGUCUGCAAAUGAGUCCAUGUUGUCUACUUCAUCCACCCACCCACCUAACCGCCCCACGUCUAUGUGCUGGGGCUACAGAUAACCAAAGCACUACGUUACCAAGAAGGCUUACUUUUGUCUUAAGCUUUAGCAUGUAUAUUUUGACAAGAAAGUGUUUAUUUUUGUUCAUUCUUUUUAAUUAAACUCUGACUCACAAGCUGGACUUAAAACCUUUUCCAUUUUACGAACGCGGACACAAGGGUGUUGUGACAAUGCCUAUUGGUUUACGUGAAGACCACCGUCCUCGAGGAUUUUUUCUUUCCUUUCAUAAAUGUGCAUUACACUUGCCGUACUCGGAUAUCAAAUGUCUAUUUUCGUAUAUACUUUUAUUCAAAUAAAUGAUAUUGGAUUUGUUUUUUUGAGGAGAGGGACUGUAGUCUCCUCAUUUGCUGUUGGGGGUAUACUUCCAACCUCUGAUGUUGACACUCACCGUUUACUUCAGAACCAUUCCACGGAAUUCAAAGGGUUCUGAAGGAUCCAUGGUGUUUUUCCUCAAAUGGUAGUCCUUUUUUCAACAGAGAAAGACACUGAAAGAAAGAGAGGGAAAUGGUGCUCAACACACAAAGGGAACUUAAAGUACUUUUAGUUGUGGAACUUUUUUAGUAACUGGUGUUGAACUCUUGAGCACUGGAGCUUGACUGGGGACUCGCCUGCAGACACACAGUUCUGUGUGCAUCCUCAGGAUAAGGACAAAGAACUCCCAGUGUUAGAAACAGCACAUUAUCCCUAUAAUGUCUGACAUGCAGGUAGUCCAAAGCCUAACACUCAGAGCAUGUGAACGGAACACAUGGGUCUCCUUUAAUGCCGUGUUAUGAUGAACCACUCUUACGUGGCUGUACAUACUGUCUUUUUGUAUGCUGAAUUAAAGAAAGAAAUAUUUAUAAACUAAUUAUAGACUCUUUAACAAGCUCUCAAUUUUUUCUUUUCCCAAGACCGCAACUCAUCAUCAUCAUCAUGGUGAAUUUUCUUUUUGUAAUUUAAAAGAAACUUGGCAAGAGAUAUAUGUAACCUCACAGGCUGGUGUUUUUGAAAUAGACUAGCUAUAUUUCUUCCCCCCGAAUCAUUACUGUAAUUAAUGACAUCUCAAAGUGUUAAGAAAAUAACAGUUUCACACAAUGACCUGUGACUGUGAGAUAAAUGCUCACACUUGUAAUGUGUUUUAGUUUUCAAUCAGAAGGCCAAUUGGGAUCAACCUUUCAAUUACAAAAACCCUGGGAAAGUGUUUGUUUGGACAUUCUUCACUGUCACAAGGGCUAUUAAUUAUGAUGUGAUUCUAACCCUCAAACAAUCAUUUGGAUGAGAAGAGAUCUUGGAUUCGGCUAAACUUCCAAUUAAAAAACAAGGAAAGAGUAAACAUGUUGCUCCCCACCUUUCAGAGUUUGCAUUUUCAAUCUUUUGUUAUAGCGCCACUAUCUGACCAAUCAGUGUCAUUUUGUAAACAGCGGAACUCUAUUGAAAACAUCAUUCACCCAAGUUUCGUAAAAAUCUGUUUAGUGUUGUCUGAGACUAAUGUACGAACGGACAGACAGAGGACAGAUGGAUGGUGACAGAUCCACAAUCCUCUCCCUGAUUUCAUCGUGGGAACAACAAAAAUAAAUCUAAUUUAUUUUCAUA